Penicillium waksmanii is the source of this 1605-nucleotide messenger RNA. RefSeq names its product fungal specific transcription factor domain-containing protein. The transcript has 5 exons. Gene Ontology annotation, cellular component: nucleus. The coding region runs from base 1 to 1605 and encodes 534 amino acids. Gene Ontology annotation, biological process: DNA-templated transcription; regulation of DNA-templated transcription. The record is from RefSeq and is a predicted model, not a curated record. NCBI's taxonomy places the organism in Eukaryota, Fungi, Ascomycota, Eurotiomycetes, Eurotiales, Aspergillaceae. Gene Ontology annotation, molecular function: DNA-binding transcription factor activity, RNA polymerase II-specific; zinc ion binding; transcription cis-regulatory region binding.
AUGAACACCCCGCGGUCUCUUGCUGCCGCAUCACUACGAAGGCCUUCGGAGCCUUCUCAACCACAGGGAAUUUAUCGGUCGCCUCCUUCAAACUACAUUAAUGUGGGAUCUUUCUCCAAUUCGGAUACCCACAGCCUGUGUAUCCCAACCACGCUGACUACAGAGAAUGAGGCUUACCGUGACAGCUACUUUUCGAGCUGUCAUCCGAAUGCGCCUUUCCUUGAUAUCGGCUUUGAUUCCGAUGUUGAAAGGCUGCGUUCCGACAGUACACUGCUUUUCCUCGCCAUACUAUCCGUCGGCGCGCGAUUUUGGAGUGCCUCUUCUAAGACUGUAUGCUGGUUACAUCCUCGAUAUGCCGACAUAGUCCGUCUUCUUGAUGCGGAGCUGAUGAGAGUCACAUUGCGGCCCCGACCGGAUGAUCAAAAACUAGAGACCGUUCAAGCCCUCCUACUCUGCGCACAUUGGAUGCCAUUUGAUGUCUCCGACACGGGCAAACGCUACAGAUCUAGGUUUUCCGAAAUGGGUGCAUGGCAAUGUCUGGGGCUGGCCAUUAGAUGGGCUACGUCCCUUGCCCUGGAGCGAAGCUGUUAUUUGAGCUUCCAGCAACCACAGACAGCCACCCGGUUAGACGUACGGCGCUUUCGAACAAUGCUAUAUCUUGUCGAGAGUGAUCAUUAUUUGGCAUUAUCUGCCCGAAGACCAUCCUACCUCAAUCCUACUCCGUUGAAAGAAGUACUCGAAAAUUUCCUCCAUGCCGACUUUGUUCAGACCACAGACAUCCGGCUAGCAUCUCUAUUCAGAGUAGCCUGUGGUGCCCACUCCACCGGUUGCCGACCAUCAACUAUCGAAAGUGUCGAGGCGUUUGACAAAGAUGUGGAGUUAAUUGAGCGACAAUUCCUGUCGAGUCUAGGGAACAAGUCAAUAGAUACCCUGAGCCAACAUUUUCCAUUCACAUCGCUCCGAUGGUAUCGGCUCUCAUACGUUUGCGCAUUCCUUGACGCUACAGAUAUAACUCAACGAACAGGGGAAGCCUUGACUUGGGCAAUUGAUUGGGCUAGUCAGAUUCUAUUCCACCUCUCAAGACCACGAUAUAUGAGGGUUGAUAGUGACACGCCAGAAAAUGUUCAGCUGGAGCCUGAUCCAAGUGUUGUUGAUGUGAUGUCCUUCGCGAUUGAUCAUUAUUUCGUGGUAAUUGCCUACGCCUCCUUCGUGCUGGUCAACAGCUGGCUUAGUAACUUGAUGGACUUCAACCUCCGACCACAUAUCACGCGAUCAGAUGGUGCUCUUAGUGAAACGGCUUCAACCUCUCUGCUCUUCCGCCUUGUUGAUGUCGCAGCUCGUACCCUCGAAGCAGCCAGUCCCCCCGAAGGCCAUCUUGCCCGCCGAUAUGUCCCUCUGCUUCGGGGAAUGGCGGGAAUAAUCUCCUCCAGCGAAACGCAGAUUCAUGGUUCUAGUUGCCAGAAUAUGAGCAUGGCUACGGGAACCCUGGAUCCAUCAGAACAAUUGCAAAGCAAUUUGGGAGGAGAUCUGUGGGAAAUGUGGCAACAAGCGGGGCUAGAACCUAUUAUCUGGCCGGGGCCUCUGGAUGGGGUUUACGAAGCAUGA